UUAACAUACCUUAACCUUGUCAUGUAAUGUAGUUUUGGGAAUUCCAUACGACCUAGCAGCUGCAUUCAACGUUAUACUGCCACUUUGAACAAGUUGAGCGGCUUCGGCAAGAAUUUCAGGUGUAUAUUUCUUUGAUCCGGCAGCUCGACUCGUGCCUAAUACAUCAGAAAAUAUAGACAUAUAGUUUACAAUACAGUACAAAGAAAUCCAGUAACAAAAGAAAUGGUAGACAAUGUAUGUCAAUGAAGGUCUAGUACUAGAUCUUGUUAUACACUGUGUGUUCGGAAAAAGACGCUCUAUGAAAUUUCGAUAGCGUAUUUCCGAACACACCGAUUACGUCAUUAAAAGUGGCAUACUGAUCUCCAACAGCCACAAAAACAUAGAAAAAUUUAAACAUAUGUGUAUAUCUGCUUACAAAAGUCACAAACAGAAAUAUUUUAGACACAAAACCUUAACUCGUGAUGUUAGCAACUUUAUCAUUUUAAGUAAUUCUAUGAAAUGUGACUGGUAUACUUACUGGGCUGCAAUUUAUGUCGUCGCUGUAACGUGUGUAAAAAAUCAAUAUGGCGACACCGGAGGAGGCUUCCAAGUUUAAAUGUUUUCGCGCGUAUGGAACUUUGUGCAACGUCACUGACAAAAGUUAUGACGUCAUGUAAGAAUGUUCGGCUCAGACACGCCAGUCGGAAAUGCCCGACCCCGCUCUAGAAGUUAAGUUAUUUUGCAUUAAGAAAAAACACAUAAAAACAGUUGGUGGAGGUAAAAUUUGCAAUAUUUACCUGUUUGUGCCGCAUUUUGUCUUGAUUAUUUCUUCGUCGAAUUUACUACGAUAUAGUAAAAAAUUCCCACGGUCACUCUCGCGCGUGGUAAAGUCUCGCGUUAAAAUAAUUACAAGAAAAAUCAAACAAGAUGGCGCAGUUUGGUCAGUGACGCAGUUAGGGCAUUCGACGAUCUAUAAUUUUGAAAAUUUGAGUCAAAACAGGUUUUUAGACUAGCUAGUGUCGUUAAACUAGAAUUUUAGAGCUAUUUCAUUUUAUAUUUUAACAAGCUAAAUUGUAAAAUUAUUUGUGAUAGACAUAAUCUCUAGCAAAUUAAAUAUUUUAUUCAAGCAUGCCACGACAGCGAAGGCAACGUAUUACAACUGUGACUGGCAGACCCAGGCGUAAUGCACGGCGACAAGAAGUAGCCACAGAGUUACAGAGGUUAGCGUCAGCUACUCCACAGUCCGCUGAGCAGUGCCUUAAUUCAGACCCAGCUUCAACGGUGGGAACACCUUAAACUGCGCAUACUGUUACAGCUGCCAAUUUACAAUCGGGGACUUGCAAUUCUCGUGAAUGCAGCGAUCAGCUACAAGGCAGCUCUGAUUCUAUAGUCAAUCCCACGUAACAUGGUUACUCAAACAUUGGAAACUCUUACACUCCCGAGACUGUCAUAUCAGUGCCUAGUGACACCUUCCAGUAUGCAACGUCGACACAAUUGCCUAGUAACCAAAUGGCAUUAUUCUCAGAAUUUCAAUUGUCAUGGAAACGCACCAUCUGCCGGAUAUGUUAAUACUAUCUCACAACAAACUAAUCCGGGCAAUUACACUUCCGGUCAAUAUAUAUCGUCGGAACAUUUGAUGAGUACCCAACCAGGAACAGUAUCCUAUGCGACAUCGGCACAGUUGCCUAGUAAUCCAAUGACAGGUUCUCAAAGUUUCAGUUGCCAUGGAAACGCAUCGUUUGUCGGAUAUGCUAAUACGAACACGCAACAAACUAACUCGGACAUUAACACUUUUGGUCAAUAUGUAUCAUCGGACCAUUUGACAAGUAGAUCUAUCCAACCAGGGACAGCAUCUGGCAUGGAUCACAAUGUAAAUACUAUUUCAGAUGCAAGUGUUACAUCAGCUGUGAAUGUCCAACAACCAGUGUACACCUACUUUAGCAACUCUGGGCCCGUUAUGCAACCCACUAGCAAUGUUCCCGCACAUAGUACCCAGCAAUAUAUGGCUCAACCACUGUCGGAGGCUAAUUCACAUAUGUCAGAUAUCACUACAGUAUGGAUAGUUGGGUCUUCGAUUAUCCGAGAUGCCUUCUACCAUACGCAAGACAAGAAUCUUCAAUUACCCAAUGUCAGUAUAUACUGGGAUUAUCAGCCGGGCAUGUGAAUUCAUCAUUUAGUAGAAAAAAUUCAGAAUUUGCUCACAAGGUAUGUGCCUCCUGAUUAUAUAGUGAUACACUGUGGCGGAAACGAUAUUGGCCAGAGCCCUUCAAACAGCACCGAGCUACUAGCUAUAGAUGCCGUACAAAAUAUACAGUCAUUAACAAAUGCAAGAAUUAUUUGGUCACAAAUUCUUCCGCGAUUGGUGGAAUGAGGUAAAUGAGGUAAAUCACACAAAAUUAAACAAAGUCCGAAGACGUUUCAGUACUGUAAUGGCAGGAUUGUGUCGCCAAAUUGGAGGGGCUUACAUAAGACAUCCUCAAAUAUCAGAAAGAAAUUAUUUAUUUAGGGAUUAUGUUCAUCUCUCUGCUAUAGCGAAUGAUAUAUUUUUAAGUAAUUUGAAGCACGGUUUAAAUGCAAUCAUAUAUUAUAAUUAUGCUUGCUUCCCGGACGAAAGAUGUUAAGAUUAUUGUUUGUAAUUAUAUUGUGCUCGGUAUUGGAAUGUUAUAACUUGAUGCAUACUAAAGUAAUUGAAUUUGAAUAUAUACUUAAUACACAGUGUUAAACUAGAACAAUUGAUCUGUCCGAUAUCCGGAGGAACCAGUAUUUGUUUUUUAGCGUCUGCAAAUCCAGCGUAAUGACUUUUCUGACAUCCAGAGUUUAUCUCUAGUUCGUUAUACGCUUGCCUCAAGCGAAAUAAUCUUUCCGAAUUCCGGAGGCAAUUUAUAUAUGUUGAAGAUGAGCCAUUUUGCCCGUAUGGGUCGGCCAUCUUAGCGAAAGUCGGUGACCGACAUCCGGCAACACCUACCGAUAUCCGGAGGCUCAGUUUUUCGACAUCCGGAAACUCUUAACCUACCGACAUCCGGAAGUUAACUUUAUUACAAGAAAAUCAUGUUCAAGUUUUUC
This is a messenger RNA of Mercenaria mercenaria, 3042 nucleotides long. RefSeq lists its product as uncharacterized. NCBI's taxonomy places the organism in Eukaryota, Metazoa, Mollusca, Bivalvia, Venerida, Veneridae. Bases 1385 to 2143 code for a protein of 252 amino acids. The transcript has 2 exons. The record is from RefSeq and is a predicted model, not a curated record.